GGCGGUGGAGGAGGAGAGGAGUGAGGAGCGGACGAUCAGGGUCUCACCAAGAUGGACGUAACAGGAGUCACGGGAGGAGCGUACGGAGCCGGCAUGGCAGGAGGAGUGUUUGACCCCGUCGGUCUCAUGAAGCAACCUCAGACCAUUAUGAGAGUCGUCAACUGGGUCUUCUCGGUCAUCGUGUUCGGCUGCAUCUCCAACGAGGGCUACGUGAGCACCAACUCGUCGCCCGACCUCUACUGCGUCUUCAACCGCAACGGCAAUGCUUGCCGCUUCGGCAUCGCCAUCGGCGCCAUUGCCUUCCUCGCCAGCUCCGCCCUGCUGCUGCUCGACCUCUACUUCCCGCAGAUCAGCAGCGUCAAGGACCGCCGCAAAGUCGUCAUCUUCGACAUGGCCUUCUCCGCCGCGUGGUCGUUCCUGUGGUUCGUCUGCUUCUGCUUCCUGACCAACCAGUGGCAGAACACCUCGACGGACGUCGCUCCCUCCUACUCUCACGACAGCGCUCGUGCCGCCAUCACCUUCUCCUUCUUCUCCAUCAUCUCCUGGGCCGCGAGCAUCUUCUUCGCCUUCAAGAGGUACAAGCUGGGCGUGGACUCCACCCUCUCCGAGGGCUACGUGGACCCGGCCUUGACCGAGGGGCAGGGCGGCGGCGGCGGUGGUGCCGCGUUUGGCAACGAGGGCCCUCAACCCGGCACCGGCGGAGACUUCUAUCAGCGCUCGCCCUCCUUCCCAGACGGCCACGGCAUCGACCAGACCGCCGAUGGGUACCAGACCCAGUACUAACCCCCCCCCGCCUCCCUUCCUGGUACCACGAGGGAGACCAACCGUGCCGUGUUGAAAGGAAGGUGCGAUCCCCCUGAGCAAAAAGAGCUCUUAUCUUGUAGGUGCACGCUCGUGUGCACACGCAGGCUGUGUGUGUGUUUGGGGCUGUCCUGGCAAUGGUUUGAAAACAAUCGUUCGUGUGAUUCAAAAGGUAUCGCACCUAGGAUACGGAGCAAGAGCAGACACACCGAGAAAAUAUUUCCAAUCUGAUCAGUGUGUUCAUUAAUUGACAUGUGCUUUAUUGCCGAAGUAGGAACGUUAAAUGGGGGGGGGGAAUAAACAUAAAUUGAUGAGUUUCAAGUUGUGGCUGUGUAGGCGAUUAUAGCACUCUGGCAUUGUCGAUGCAUUGCCGUGAUGGGGAUUUUAUCAUCACUGGGAGGAAAGAAGGACGUGGUCACUUUGGCAAAACGGCUCAUCUUGAGGAAAUACCGUGUAUAACUUCACAUCACGUAAAGCGCACCAAGUAACUUUCCUGAUGUGGAGCAUGACACAUGCAACGCGAGAUUAAGUUAAGCGAUUCAGAUUAUAAUGAUGUUCUAAGGAUGGCAAGGAAGAAAAAUUUGGCACAAAUGAAGUUACAAUCCAAAGAUUUAAAAUGACAGAUGUUGAUCAGUUUCACUUACAGGGCAGGGCCAUCCAAAAGUUUAAGUCACCUCCGGUGGGAAUAAGACACUAAAGCCAAUUUAAAGUACUCCUAGUUCUUUCGGUAAAGUCACGUAGGUAAAAAUGAAAUUAAAAUUAAUAACAACUAAAAAUAAAAUAAUAAAAUCACAAAAGAACUAAGAGUAUGAAUCUUUGCAGUCACGAAAGCUUCAAAUCUAGAAUCAAUUUAAAGUAGGCAACGCUUGCUACUAGUUACUGACAGAUUACAUAAACCAAAUGUUAGCGUUACGCGUUGUUUUACACGGAAUGGAAAUAAUGGCUCAGUGGGUUUACCAGAGUGCCCAUGGAGACAUUCUCGUCUCUGCUUUCUCCUUGACAAACCUUUAAACUUGUGUUGGACAGUCCGGAACACACAGCCGAUGUACUUGCAAGAUAAAAUAUAUUUGCCCGUUGUUGUGCAUCUUCCUUUAAACGAGAUAUCUAACUUGUUGAAUUAAAGUGGGUGUUUCACAUGGGCACAGGUCAGAUAUGUCACUUGCCCAGUGGUACCGCCAGUGUUGGCACAAUUUGGUUUACAUGAUCAAUGCAAGUGAAUUAUGUGACAACCUUUUCACGCUGAGUGGGUUAUUAAAAUUAUAUUUUAUUUUGCGUAAAAAUAAAGUCCAAAACUAUCCUCCAAAGUAGCAUUGAAGGAACUAGAAAUAGGAGGCAGCCAAGAAAGAAUUGGGAUUGAGAAUGUGGCAGGCUGGAAGGGGGUUAAACCACAAGCAGCAAGGUGCCAACAUGGUGUCCCGAUUACAGUAAUACCCCGCAAUACGUCGGGGAUGCGUUCCUGAAAUGUGUGACGACGUAUAUCGAAACGACCUCAAUCAAAGCGAGUUACCGGGUAGGUGGAGGCGAAGGCUGAGGCGACGGAUACGAAAAAGUAUGGAUAAUGCGACGCAAAAUUGGGUUGCGGUGUUUAUAAAGUGAUUACGUAUUUCGGGGUAUUAUUGUACAUCAUCGUUAGGUCGGUCAUGAGAAACUGAUAGAUACAAAAAAAAUGCCACUCAAAUUGUGCCACCAAAAGUCGUACCAUUAUACGCUAUGGCCCAUAGAGUUUUGGGGCAGUUCACCCCUCCAGCCCUGAGUUUCCAAGUGAUCAUCGUUCCGUGUAUUUUAUUAUAUUUCACUCUCAAACUCUACGAAAUAAUUCAGUGUUGAGGGUCAUUCUUCCUUUGUGGGAUUGCUCCAGGCACUCCAGUUUCCACUCAUUUUUUAUUUUGUCCAAAAAAUGUCCCAACUCGGCAACACUUUCCGAGAUAAUAAUUAGGUUUACAUUUCGAUUUAAAGCUUUCGUGACUGCAGGGAUUCAUCUCCUUGGUUCUUUCGGUAAAGUCACGUAGAAAGGAAAUAAUAAAAUAAUAAAAAUAAAACAUAAUAAAAUAAUUCUCACGACGAAUGACGCUGUCUCCCCGACAGACCUGGUCUUCACCUGAGGACGGCUGCUUGCGUUGUGGCCGAAACGUUGUGAGAAUUAUUUUCUUAUGUUUUAUUUUUAUUAUUUUAUUAUUUCCCUUCUACGUGACUUUACCGAAAGAACCAAGAAGAAUAAUUAGGUUUGUUAACUGUUAUUAUUCUAGACUCCAAGGAGCAGUAGGGUUGAUUGACAAGGCCCCUACGUUUCAGACCUUGCAUCUAGUUUUCAAAAUCAGUUGGUGAGUUCAUGCCCCGAGCUGUAUAAAACCAAAGCAGCCAACAACUAAGAGCGCUGAUGAUCAACACAGGAGAUGACAACAUACACGUUUCUCAAGUCGAGCAAGGUCAUAGGAACUUGGAAAAAUCCUCGAUGUUGAUGGAAGAGUUUCAAAUGUUAAGCAGUGCGUGGAACAAUAAGAGUUAGAUACAUGCUGAGUACCCGAAUAGUGUCGUCAAACACCAUAUAAAACGAUCAAUUACAUAUGAUACAUUAUUUGAAAAUUAUCGUUUUCAUUUUUUUUAACAGGUUUAUGUUACUUGUUAAUUUGUGUAGCCCAACAUCGCUCGACUCUUUAAGAUCUUUUUAAAUCUCAGCUUUGCUGUGCACCAGCGUGAGAUUAUUAUGUAAUUAACAUUAAUCGUAAAUUAUUCGCACGCACCUUUGUGUAGAUAUCUUUAAAUCACGGAACGAUGGGCCUGGAGUUUGAGAACUGCUCUGGUGGUAUUGCGGGUAUCGUACAAGGUGCAUCCACGAUGGCCAGAGAAUGAGUGAAUGCCUGUAAAUCAGGCUCGGAGCGGGUGUGUGUGAUCGUCAUUGUUGUUGGUGUUAUUUGUGGCCAUUGAUUUUAGUUUUUGUACAUUAAGUUAGUAUAUCAAUAAGUCACGUGUGGUCGGGUAAAAGAUGGGUAACGCCCACCUCUUCCUUGAUGUCUGACCAGCAUGGAAGUGGAGGCAAAACAUAAACCUCUACCAGGCGCUCUGUGGAGCUCCCUCGAGUGAAGGUCCUUCCGACAGCAGUGGCGUGAGCCAGUCAUUGCAGGGCUGCGCCUUCGCCUGGAACAUUAAGACUUGAUUUUCCUGAGUGCAUUCGCUCGCCCGUCCGUUAUUAAAUUAGCAAAGGGGACGACCUUCACGUAUACUAGCGAAGUCGACGCGCAUUACCCUGCUCUGCAUAUACAGCGCUGUGUGCCACGCAUCACUUACUUACGGACCUGCCUAAGGUCGCGUCUGCCGUUCCCGGGUCCCUGAUGUAUGGAGGCGGCCGCCUCUGUUAUCUAUUGCCCAGAUAAACACACGGGCCAUCUGUGCCCAAUUUCAAUGAGCGUGGUUAAUGGGAUACACACACGCGCGCACAGAGAGCAGCUGCUGACUGGCUGCACUUAAUAAAUUGAAUGUUCCGCGCGCUGUAACUAUACUGCGUCCAUGCCUGUAUAUGAUCGUCUCGUCGAGCAACCUAUUUCAUCGACAUAUAUCGUACAUUUUUUCCUAAAAAUUAAAAGCUGGCGACGCUUAAAAUCGGAAUUUUAUCGCGAGUCAGGCGGCCCUCUCCACGAAUUGAACGAAUUUGCGCCACACAUUCACGGGACACACUUGUGCCCGGAUAUGGAUCCGUGUGUGGCCAAAAAAGUCAAUCGCCCGUCACAAUUUUUGUUUAAAGAAUAUAUCGACUUUUCUUGGCAACACUUGAAAUGUUCUGAUGAGUUCUAGAUUUGAAGCUUUCGUGACUGCAAAGGAUUCAUAUUCUUGGGUUUUUUCGGUAAAGUCACGUAGGUAAAAAUUUUAAAUUAAAAUUAAUAAAGUAAAAUAAAAAUAAAAUAAAAAUCACGACGUUUCGGAGGCAACACAAGCUUCCGUCUUCAGGUGGAACCGUCACAGCACGAUAGCUGUAAUUUUUUUACCUACGUGACUUUACCGAAAAAAAACCUAAGAAUAGUUCUGAUGAGUGGUCGCUCGCUUCGUGAUGCAAUCCCAUUCGCCCUUAACAGGGUCUUGUAUACUUACGAAGACCCCCCAUAUACCCUUUAACACUGUUGGAGCGAGUGCUAUUGGCGAGCACCUAUGAAGACCGACAUGAUGCACACGGGGGGUGGUGUGGCCAGAACCACGCCCAGCCGCCUUCGAUCUUCCAUGCUGCUGAUGGAAGCGGCAAUGAAAGAACUAAUUGAGGUUCCCUUCAGUUACCUCUUAUCCACACUCUGGGCACACACUUGCUAUGCCUUGCCAACAGUGCUCAUGAAACAUUCAAGUGCGUUUCUGUCAUUAUUUGAAUUUUUCUGGAAUAAGUGACAAAUCAAAUUUAAACACGAUGACUUCUCAUGCCCUGCUCUCGGAGGUGUUUGCCUGAUGCGAAAUCAAGAUGGAAUAUUCGCUAUUAAGUGAACGCCACAUUUAAUGUUCGUUUUUAUCGUAUAAUCAUUAGUGACCAGGAGAUCGUGUAAACUCACGAGAAUUGAGAACCCCGUUUCUAAAUCACACGUGGCUGGAACUCUUCAUUUCGAACCCCGGUUCUAAGCGGUGCUGGCUCCAUGUCUGACAGUAUUAGCCCUAAUUAGGCUACCCGGUGACCUCGUGGCAGAUUUUAUUUUGACACUUGUGCUUAUUUAUUCUCUAUUAAAAUGCUCGUAUUGUUGUGGCUUUGAAGCAGGCAAAGACUGUACUGUACAGAUAAGUCCCUUUUAACUCGUUCGACUCUGUAGCUUUUGAUUUCAGCAGUAUGUACUGUCAAGUUUACAGAGGUUGGUAUAUGCCUCUGCAUUAGAUGGCUUAUGGACAUGAAACUAGCAUGGAUAUAAUCAGCUUCAUUAUCACUACCAGAGACCAAUCGUGCUUACAUUCAUCACCACUAUUACAAUGGCAUCAGUGGGACUAGCAUUGUUGCAAUCAUUAUUGACCAUCAUGCUUAAAUAAUCACCACCGCUCUCGUCAUUAGAUUGACUAUUAUCAUUAGAAUUUUUCAAAUGCAAUGCAUUUUUCAUGCCAAACAUCGUGCAGCUCAUAAUUGCAACUUUGAUACAAAACCGGGUGGUUCAUUAAAAGCCAGAAGUUUCCUGGAAUGACAGAGUGUACAUGGGGAAAACUGUAUUUAAUUGCAGGGUUUUUUUUAAGUCUUGUAGCUUCACGGUAAUGUUUCGGCUUGCCAGUCAGGCUCGUUGUGUCCGUUACAAAUCGUCUGUUGUAGCAAAGGGGAGGGGAUUUCACUAUAAAAGGUGACCCCCACCCACGUAAAUGGAAUUUUUUUUUAAUACAAAGUAUAAAUAUAUGGAUGUCUACAACUGUAAUAAAGGAAUAAAUAAAACAUCACCAAUGCACACGAAGCACAAAGGCAGGCCGCGUGCAAGUGCUGUACAACUCUUAUCCGUGUUGAUGUGCGGGGUAAACAUCACGGAUCCUAUUAUCUGCGAUAUCUGCGUUCUAUUUACUUUCUGCAGAAAGAAAAAAAGUUAAUUUCAAGAAAUAGGAUGUAUUUGGAAACUAACUCCCUAUUAUCCACUGAACAUUUACAGAUAAGUGGCGCAUUUUGCUGAGGUGCAAGCAAGGAAUAGGGCCAGAGAAGCCCCGUGAACAACUCGCAAAUGAUUCGUGUGGACAUGCCAUGCGACUCAAACCUAUCCAUCAAAAAUGCAGCUAUGAAUGAUCCCGUUUGACGGCAAACCCCACGGACAAUCCAAACAAUAGGGGCACAAAUAACAAAAGCUUUUGUGGACACAAUAGCUCCCACUGAUAACAGGAGUCAUGGGUAAUAGGGUGACGGAUAAGGGUCGUGCUCGUAGGCUGCUGUGUAGAGUAGGCUGAUGUGUGUUUGUCGUUCGCUGUGGACCGUGCUGUGUGGAGGUGUUAAAGGAGAAAAGUAGAAUUUAGAACAAUCCAUUAAAAAAGGCAAAAGAGAUGUAUUGGGAACAUGGUCAGAAAGAACAGCUUCAAAGGAAGGAAGUUUGGGAAGGAGGAUAUUGAGAAGGUCAAGGAGACAAAAGGACGGAUGGUGCUCGACGACUUGAAGCAAGUGAUGAGGGGGUGUACAGUCGAAUGAAUAAAGCUUAAGAUCAAGCAGGAUUGGUCAAGCCAAAGGCCUGUCAUUGGACAGAUGAGUAAAGGAGGAAAUCACAAAACCCCUGACAAUCAUAUGACAUCUGUCUCUCACCCACACUCACCAAGACUCAAAUCGCCGUGUAAAAAAGAAAAAUCCAAAAAUACAAUUUCGACACCUGUAAAGUUUCCCUGAAUGCCCCCUCCCCCAUCCCCUUGCCGUCCGACCAAUUGCCCCUACUUCGCGAGUCACAAGUCACACGGUGGCAAUUCUGCAAGCGGUGGCAGAGAAGAAUUCGAGUAAUUAAUGACCAUGCUUCUGCCACCCCCAAAGUGGCAGCUGGCAAACUUGAGUGAGGAAACGGAUCCCAUGAAAACUAAACUAAAGAAAAAAAUUUUUACCAGGUAAGGCCCACUGAGCUACAUAGCUCUUUUGCAGAAGCGACCUGGCCUUAAAUGAUAGCUCAACGAAAUUGCUUAUGUGGAAAUGUAUAGCAGCCAAAUACUUUCAAAACAUAGCGACAACACAUUACGGUGCUGUUUGAUCAUGAAGAAGGUGUUCAAUCCACGCAUCCAUUCCCUCCCCACCCCCACCGUGGGUUUCAGAGCAAAUUGAACAAUCAAUGUGAACAUUACAAGGUCGUACACACCUCCUGGUGUGGCAGUCGAUACACAAUGGUGAAGUUUCUAUAAAAUCCCUCCACCCAGCAGAAAAGCUGGGUGCACCAAAUCGAUCGCCAGGUCAAAUGAUAGGGUCAAGCGUGGCCAGCUCCCACCUCUUCCCUAGGACAAUCUAGCCAGUGUGGAGAAGUAGGCCAAAUACCAUCUAGGGAGGGGGCUUCCUCGGAGAUCCCUCCAAUGGAGGCCCUUCCACCAACAGUGGAAUGGGCAGAUUGUAGGGCUGCAGCUUGACACGCCAGCCAAAUAAAUAGAACACAUUGCAGCCACGAUCAAUGGCCUCCCAGCCUUACAAUUAAACUAUGAAAAGCCACGCCCCGUUUUAUUGAAUGCGCAUUCAAUUACACGUCAAUAUUCACACAGCGGUCUUCAUUAAGCAGCCAACCUCCUCAAUGUCUUGAGAAUUUACUCGCAAUAUAAAAACUCAUUACACUUUGGGGAGACCGUGUAUAUAAUAUGUACACCGUAUUGACUUAAAGAAUGCCUUCAUAAUUCUUUACUGGCUGGUGACUUGCCGUGAGUAACUGGAGUCUUAAUUUUCUCUGGCUUCCUCCCCACCACCACCGCUCUGGAUAUAUCAACAGCGUCAUCGGCACUGAACCAAUCUCACCCUCUCCCGAGUAUAUUAAACCUCAACAUGUCCCCAUUAUGGUGCUUUCCUCUUUAGCUACAUUAAAUAAAACCACAUGCAAAAUGCGAUGCUCUCUCUGUCCAUUGGGUUUUAGUACAGCAGCCUCUUGGCUUUCCAACCCUAAAUUAUACAUCACCAUUUGUUCAAGUAGGCUGUGGACCAGAUUGAACAUUUUAAUUCACAUCCGAAGUGCUGCUUAUUAAACAAAUUCUGCGGUAUGAACAUGGAAUGUCUCACAACAUUUGUUUAUUUUAGCUGCUUUGUUUAACAAGCCCAACUCUGCUGACAAGACCCAGAUUGCCAAAACCGGUUUAUAAUUUGAUUGUUCCAUUGAUGCAAAUCCACAUUUGAUAUGGGUUUGGAACACCAAUAUGCAGAGGCCCAAACCAUAUCUAGUUUGUUUAUGUGUGUGGCGUUCCACUUGCAAUCGCUUUUACAGAACUACACUACUUUGUCGACUAAGAAAAUCCUUAUUUCUAAUUAACCUGUUCCAAGGUUCUACAAAUUCACUGGAACAGCAGUAACUUUCUUAGUUUCAAACAGCAGUAUACAAGUAUAAGUAUCGAUUGCACCCUUAAAUAUAUGCAUGGCUGAAUUUCUCAAAUAUAUUCCGGGUCAUUGGUAGACUGGAGUAAGUGGCAUGCAACUAGUAGCCACAGCGAGUUGGUGUUUACUAAUGUAGUAUGCCAGACGUGGAAACUGUUUCUCACCAACCCAGACACGGCUAAAAUGAAGCCACGUGUACAAGAAUUGCAGGAAAAGUGUGGUAAUUCUGUAUACCGAGACGUGUCUUUACAAGCGACACGGGAAUUAUUGUAUUUACCCCCCCACCAAGAAAGGCCCAAUCGCUUACAUUUAGGCAACGACUAUUAAUUAUGCAUGUCUUUAAUUUCUGGUAAGCCCUAUGUGCAAUUGAAGAGGAAAUAUGGUCCGUGUCCCGAUUCUAGAGAUCGGGAGCCCCCAGCCUUUUAUUUGCAGGCGGUUAAUCUUAAUUCGGGUCUCGAUGUCAAAUCGUGGGCUGAACUGGGAGAGAGUUGGUGUCUGGUGGUGGGGCAAGUGCUUCCUGUAUGGAACAUGUUUUAAUCCAAUUGUCAAGUCGUGGCAGAUUAAUUUACAGACAGCAUCAGCUGCCAUCUCAUCAAGGGUGUCUACGGAAGAAACGCAUCAGCCAUAUGGUUUGAAUUUGUAAUAUUUUCCAUUUUAAUCCCGAGUGUACGGUCUGUGCCAUGAGCCAAGGAAUUCCAUUCGGGUCUCAGGAGUCGUGGAAUCCUUCAUAUUUAAAAAACCGCCCACAAAUGUAUACCAGUGCUGCUUAUGAAAAUACUGCAAGUGACCUCCUGCCAUAGUCGAGGGCAGCACUCUCUAACCAGUUCUGCAUUCCGAGUCGCGUUUGCCUCACAAUGGUCAAGCCAAAUGUUCACUUGGAACUGGAACCUAACCAAAAUCAAGGGCAGAUCAAGUUUAAGGUGAUGGUUUGUGCCGUCAUCUGCUGCCGAUGUUGAGAGCAUCGGCUCACGCAACCGAGCACCCAGUUUAAAGUGCAGCCACGGCUAUAUUACACAGUGAAAGGAUUUUAAAAUGCCACUAUAGUAAUUUACCUUGUAUUUUUUGUUCUUGAUUCAUCAGCACAAUUUGGUUAUGGGUUUCCGGCUUGAUGGCAAGUAAAAAAAAUACCGCAUAGACCUAAUUUGCGGCCUUUGCAUUCAAUUCGUUUCUCACAAAGCGGUGGAUUUGGCAAUCGGCGAGGCCACAAUGAUUAAUAUUCGAUUCUGGGCGAAGAGAGGCAUUCAUCUAGGCUGCUAUAGCCUAUGGGAAGUGCAGCCGAGCAUCACCUGGCAUUGAGAGGCGUUGGGUACAAUGGAAUAGUUCUACAGCAGCCAUCGCGAACCUGGAUGUACAAAAUAAAUGACAUGUGCGUUUCGUUGGUAUUGUGCAAAUGAAUGCAAACAUGGUGUAUACGAUGCAAAAUAAAAAGAUAAACAAU
Molecule: messenger RNA, 10199 nt
Organism: Lethenteron reissneri (Far Eastern brook lamprey)
Lineage: Eukaryota; Metazoa; Chordata; Hyperoartia; Petromyzontiformes; Petromyzontidae
Product: synaptogyrin-3-like
Cellular component (GO): neuromuscular junction; synaptic vesicle membrane
Source: RefSeq, a predicted model, not a curated record